AAUAACUAGCACGUCAAAAUGUAUAACAUCGGUUUAAAAACCUUUGCUAAACAUAAAAGGAAUUCAUAAACUUUAAUUCCACCAUGACUAGAAUGGGACCCACUGAUUCUUACUGUCACAAUGUCAGGGAAUACAAUCCCCUGUGUGGACGACGGAUUUAUAGACUAACUAAUAAUGCAAUCUGCGUAAAGAACAAACUUGAGAAUGAUGACACCUCAUGGUCCGACGAAACUUCCACAAAAACAUAUAAGCAGGGAAGAAUUCAGAUUUUAAACUGUCCUGCGGAAUCAAACCGCCCGUCCUGGACUUUGCCAACGUUUCGCAUCCGAAAUGAACAUUGUAAUCUAAAGAAACGUGGAGGUAUGCUAGUAGCAUGCAAUUUGGAAAAAAAUAGUAAGGUUUGCGUUGGAUCUAAAAUUCGGGCAAAAGGGACGUCUUGUUGGAAAAAACUUCAGCAACUUUUCGACAUGCCUUGCACUUUAACAGGAAAUAUAGACAAAAAUACGGUCGUACCUCAAUGUCCCAAAACCCUGAUUCAUUCAAAAAACCAGUUGCAUUGUGUAAAAUCUACAACCACAGUAUGCAGCUCCACCAAUGAGGAUAAUCAGCAAGAACCCUGUGAUGUUCCUGCCGGAUACACCAGACCUAAAGUUCUUUGGCAAUUGGUUACAAAUAUCGGAAAUCUUUUACCCGUAGCCAUUGCUGAAAAUCCAUCAUGUCCUGAGACCUGGGUAAAACUGGAUACAUCUCUGCCAUCUACUCAUUGUCCCACCGACGAAAUAGCGCAAGAAUGUCAAAAUGAACCAGACAAUCAACUUUCCACUUGUAUCAGAAACUCAAAAAAUAAGGAAACAUCGGACCUCGAUGUCAAAGAGAAAUGUCAAGUUCUGUGGCCAAAAUCUCAAGACAUAAUUAAACUUGAAAAUAAAACAGCAAACUGUACUGUAAAUUCAGAAAUGAAAAAUGAACAAUGUCAGCUCCGGUUCAGUUCCUCAGAAAAUUCCAAAGAAACUUUGGAUAAUGAGAAUGUCGAAUCAAGCAGUAACAACGAAUCUUUUUUUUCUGAUUGGUGGAAUAAACCUGUUACUUUACCAGAUCAAUUUGCGUGCAAUACCCCCAAAUUAAAAACCACUGCCACGUCUUCCAAUCAGAAUAAUUGCAAUUAUCAAAAUUCUUUUGAAAGUCCAAUGGCAGACAGAGUGUCUAGUGGCCAAUCAUUCACAGAAAAUGUUCCUCCACCGGAAAUGCCUUUGCAAUCUUUAGAGGAAGUUCAACAAGGGCUUCUUGGAAGAUUAAUAGACAUCCCAGGCACACCAAAUUCAAUGAGUCUAUUUUUGCCACUGAACAGGAAUGAAAUUGAAGGAGGAGCAAGAUUAUUAUAUUCUGCUCCACAAGAAGCUGCCAAUAGUUGUCCCUCGCAAAAAAGUCGAAAGACACAGACCUUAUCGCAUAAUGGUGACAAAGUAUUCGGCGUCUGGCACUCGGCCGCUAUUCAUAGAAAGUAUCCUUUUCUCCGUUUAUCUGCGCCGCCUGAGAACAGUAGAAAUCUAGUCGACAGCGAAUACUCAACAUGGUUAAAAUGCGACACGAUUGAUGUUUCCUCCAGAAAAACUAAUAAACCUCACAGGGUCAUCGGGUCAACGCGAUUGUAUGAUGUUGACAAUUUUGACUUUAAUAAGUAUAGUCAAUUGCGUUAUACAAAUAUAAAGGAUAAGGUUUUACCUGAAGCCCAAGAUCGGAUGAUGUGUGUCACAGCAUUAUCUGCAUCCAAUAAUCCGCAAGAUGAUGAAAAAUUAACACAGACUGUUUGUGAACAAGAUUUAAAUAAACGGUUGAAAACGCAAGAUAAACCAACAAGAAGAGAAUGUGUCACAGCAGAUUCUCAAAAUGUCGGCAACUCAGCCUUCACUGAUAUAAGACAUGAUAAGAAAAAAAAAGCAGAUGGCAAUGACAAUAAAGACCAACGAACAUGCAACAGAUGUGCUUCUCGAAGAGGAAAACCAAUUGAUGACCCUAAUUAUACAGAUUUAUCAAAAAUUGAUAAUUUAUCAGAGUCAGAAGAGAUUAGCCCAGAAGAAAUCAUGAAGUCCUGGACACCUUCAUCCCGUAAGAAUCAUUUACUGUGGUAUAAACUGCUUCUGUUAAUUUUCAGUAAUUUACCAGGUAAAUCAUCGAUAUUCCAACCAAGUCCAGACUACGUUGAUCUGACGCUUAAAGAUUUUUCAUUGAAAAAAUACUUUCCCGAAACGUCAGAAUUGGACAAAAAGCAGGAAUUGGUAUCAAAAGGAACAUUAUGUCCGGCAUCAUCAAAAUCAAUAAAUCACGCUACUGUCUUACAAGAUAAAAAGGAAACAUUUCGCACCACCUUUUGGAUAGAAUUAAAACCAAAAACGGAGAACAUGGUCAGUAAAAUCACAACUUUAAGAGGAACAGUGAAAGACGGAUCACCGAAGAAAAAAAAUCAAUUUUUUUCAAAUUUAGGAAAAAAUUGUAGUCAGCAUCAAGUUGUAAAACAAACGAUACAAGAACCAGUCUACAAUUUACCGGAAAUAUCAAUUUUGAAAGACAAGACGUCGACCACGAGCUUUGAUCGUGUGUCAAAAAGUGAAACAUUAAAUUUAACGAAUAGCGACAGUGUUGUAGUAGAAACUAUUCACGUAGGAAUGCCAGUGGCAGGUUCGAAACAGAAAAUCCUGAUACCAAUUUCAAUACCAACAUCUUUUCAACAGAGUCCAACAAUAUCAGAUGAAAAAACAGUUGGAUCUCGCCAUCGUGUGUCUUUAAAAAUUCGCUUGGCGAACAAUACCGAAGAACCGAAAGAUCGGAACCGAUAAGAUCGACAGAAUAAUAGAAUAAAAAUAC
This is a messenger RNA of Cephus cinctus (wheat stem sawfly), 2862 nucleotides long. RefSeq lists its product as uncharacterized. Lineage: Eukaryota; Metazoa; Arthropoda; Insecta; Hymenoptera; Cephidae. The record is from RefSeq and is a predicted model, not a curated record. The transcript has 7 exons. Bases 84 to 2834 code for a protein of 916 amino acids.